GAUUGCAGGCGGUACGCUCUGGUACUGGCAUACUGGUGCCUGCUGGGAGCACCAGGUAUCAUUCCGGUGCGGUGUUCCGGAGGGCCUACCCGCCUGCCCUCGUUCCUUACCUGUAUUUGAAGGAAAUGGGGCAACUGCGCAGGCGCAUGCAGCGUACGGUGCCUGCAUGAUGCUCCAAGCAGCUGGAGCAUCGCGGAGGUGUCACGGAGCAUCACAGGAGGUUCAAGGAGGCAAGAUGGCAGCCUCUACUUCGUCAUCAUCAGCUGGUGGAGUGAGUGGAAGUUCUAUGACUGGCUCUGGAUUUAGUGUCUCAGAUCUCGCCACGCCACAGAAAGCCCUCUUUACAUAUCCUAAAGGAGCUGGGGAAAUGUUAGAAGAUGGGUCAGAACGAUUCCUUUGUGAAUCUGUCUUCAGUUAUCAAGUUGCAUCCACACUGAAACAAGUAAAACACGAUCAGCAAGUCGCUCGAAUGGAAAAACUCGCCGGCUUAGUGGAAGAACUGGAGGCAGAUGAAUGGAGAUACAAACCCAUCGAACAGCUCUUGGGCUUCACUCCGUCUCUAGGUUGAAAUAUAGCAAUUGGUUGGUGUGGAAAGAUCCGGGAUUAGUGUAGCUCCAUUUAAAAACUUUCAGUGGCUUUAAACUUUCAUUCUGCGUUUUCCCACAACUCUGAUGACAAUCCAGAAACUAUUGUUGUUGUUUGGGGGUGGGGGGAUUUCCACCAGAUCCAAUAAAGCAUAUUUAUACAUCCUUUUUAGGGUUUUCUUUUUUAGUUCACUUUCACUGCUUGAGGAGAGUGUGAUUUCCGUAACUAAGGAGAUGUAAUCACUUUUCGGGGGGGGGGGGGAAGGCAUGAUUAUUUCAAUUCAACAGUCUUGAUUUGUUGAUCUUGAGCUGCCACAAUGAAAAUUUGACCAAACAGUUGGGCUUUCUUGUGUGUAACUCUUGGAGGGCUGAGUAAGAAGCUGCAGUUUGAAGCCUCAAGCUAUUGCUUUGAAGAGAAAUGUGAUAAUAGGACAGGUUCACUUGGAGGGCAGAAAAAUAUUAACCAUUUCCUAUAUUUAGGUUGUUUGCUGAGAGUGCAUUUUGACAGCUGUUCCUCUGCUAAUUAUGUGUGGAAAUGGUCAGAACAAGUCUUAAAAAGAGACAUGGACUGUCCUGUUGGCUGUACCACUCCACCCGAAUAGCCUUAUUCAGUAAAUAAAUUAUUUCAGCUCUUGCCA
Messenger RNA from Thamnophis elegans (Western terrestrial garter snake), 1222 nucleotides. It is a transcript of the gene ANAPC16, whose product is annotated as anaphase promoting complex subunit 16. Gene Ontology annotation, cellular component: kinetochore; anaphase-promoting complex; cytosol. Lineage: Eukaryota; Metazoa; Chordata; Lepidosauria; Squamata; Natricidae. The record is from RefSeq and is a predicted model, not a curated record. Gene Ontology annotation, biological process: protein ubiquitination.